Messenger RNA from Ictidomys tridecemlineatus (thirteen-lined ground squirrel), 1417 nucleotides. NCBI's taxonomy places the organism in Eukaryota, Metazoa, Chordata, Mammalia, Rodentia, Sciuridae. The record is from RefSeq and is a predicted model, not a curated record.
CCGCUUGAGUCCAGCCAUCAUGCCUCUCCGUGCCCUGUGCACUAUCUGCUCGGACUUCUUUAACCACUCCCGCGACGUGGAGCCCAUCCACUGUGGACAUACCUUCCACCUUCAGUGCCUAAUUCAGUGGUUUGAGACAGCACCAAGUCGGACUUGCCCACAAUGCCGAAUCCAGGUUGGCAAAAGAACCAUUAUCAAUAAGCUCUUCUUUGACCUUGCCCAGGAGGAGGAGAGUGUCUUGGAUGCAGAAUUCUUAAAGAAUGAACUGGAUAACAUCAGAGCCCAGCUUUCCCAGAAAGAAAGAGAGACGGACAGCCAGAUUAUUAUCGACACUCUGGAAGAGCGCAACACCACUGUGGAAUCUCUGCAAAAGGCCUUAGGCAAGGCUGAGAUACUAUGCUCUACACUCAAAAAGCAGAUGAAGUUCUUGGAGCAGCAACGAGAUGAGACUAAACAAGCACAGGAGGAAGCCCGCCGACUCAGGAGCAAGAUGAAGACCAUGGAGCAGAUUGAGAUCCUACUCCAGAGUCAGCGGCCUGAGGUGGAGGAAGUGAUUCGAGACAUGGGUGUGGGACAAUCAGCGGUGAAGCAACUGGCUGUGUAUUGUGUGUCUCUCAAGAAAGAGUAUGAGAAUCUAAAAGAGGCCCGGAAGGCCACGGAGGAGUUGGCUAACAAGCUGAGGAAGGACUUGGUCUCCUCCAAAAGCAAGUUGCAGACAGUCUACUCUGAAUUGGAUCAGGCCAAGUUGGAGCUGAGAGUGGCCCAAAAGGACUUACAGAAUACUGAAAAGGAAAUCACGAGCCUGAAAAAGAAGCUAAUGAUGUUGCAGGAAACCUUGAACCUGCCACCAAUGGCCAGUGAGACUGUCAACCGCCUGGUUUUAGAGAGCCCAGCUCCUGUGGAGAUGCUGGACCUGAAGUUCCGCAGGCCAUCAUUCGGUGAUGAUGUUGACCUCCAUGCUUCCUUCAAUGUGGAUACUCCCCAAACCCAGCCCUCCAACUCCCAGCAUGGCCACUCCAAAAGGCUAUGCCUUGAGAAGGCACACUCUCCUGUUCAGGACAUUCUCAAGAAGAUGCCCAGAGGUCCCAAGCAGAAGUUCCAGCUCUCUUUGGCUGGCCAGCACUGUUCAAGAGAACCAGAUGAGGACCUGGCUGGUGCCUUCCCUGUCUUUAUCCGGAAUGCUGUUCUGGGACAGAAACAGCCAAAGAGGGCCAUAGCAAAGUCCUGUCGCAGCACAGAUGUGGUAAGAACAGGUUUUGAUGGCCUUGGAGGCCGGACAAAAUUCAUACAGCCUACUAACACAGCCAUGAUUCACCCACUACCUGUUAAGCCCAAGACGAAGGCUAAGCAGAGAGUGAGGGUGAGGACUAUAAACCCUUCCUCCCAGGCCAUGUUGGAUACCUUCCUGUGGCAAUGA